Messenger RNA from Saccharomycopsis crataegensis, 1839 nucleotides. It is a transcript of the gene ICE2, whose product is annotated as Ice2p. Gene Ontology annotation, cellular component: cortical endoplasmic reticulum; endoplasmic reticulum membrane; perinuclear endoplasmic reticulum. Gene Ontology annotation, biological process: endoplasmic reticulum inheritance. The record is from RefSeq and is a predicted model, not a curated record. Bases 1 to 1839 code for a protein of 612 amino acids. The transcript has a single exon. Lineage: Eukaryota; Fungi; Ascomycota; Saccharomycetes; Ascoideales; Saccharomycopsidaceae.
AUGAAGCAAAUAUUAGGAAUCAGAAAGACUGUCAAGUCAGUGUUUUCAAUAAUAUAUAUGAUCCAGGUGAUAUUAACAGUACCGUUGUCAUUUGAGGUAGGAGGUAAUAAGUGUGGUCUAGCAUUCACAUUCACUUUGUGUCUAUUAUAUGCCACUUUGAACACCUUGAGGAUUUUAUCGAUGUUGUUAUCAACCAAUUCCUCUACCUACAAGAAAUUCAAAUCCCUUAGGUAUUUGUUCUACCUCCAGCAUUUGUUCAUUCCUUCUUUGUUGAUUUUCUUUUUGAGUAUCUUCACAAACUCUUAUGGCAUCAAGUCAUUUUAUAAUUUUGAUCUCAGUGUGGCUUUUUCUAAUUCUGGUAAAUUGACAUUAAUCAACCACAAAUUUCAAAAGUUCUUGGAAUAUUACAUCUUUAUAUGGAAUUUCUCCAUCAAGAACUUGACCGCAUUGUUCAUAUUAUUAGAAGGGGUUUGCUCGUUGCUAUUGAUACAGGCCAUCGGCAAAUCAUUCAAUUGGUUGAUCUACAAAUCCAAUGACGAGCUUAAAAGUUCUAGCACCCACGCCCCAACCCCCACAUCCCCAACAACAAGCCGUAACGACUACAAGGUACUAUUGAAUUUGCUCAUUAGUGGGACCACGUUAACUAUCUCAUUUUACUUUUUGUACAAUAUCUUCAUCAUACCCAACUUGGAAAUCAAUUUGUUAUCAUCAACCUUGUUGGGCUCAAUAAUCACGUAUUGUCUAGGUUUAUCAUUAUUUGGGAUAUUAUCUUCCAAAGGAAAUUUGAUUGAAUCUGUGUUAAUCUUCUCUUAUAUUGUGAAGUGCAUUUACCAAACGUUCCCAGAGUUGACAACUUCCACAAACGAUCAAUUCAAUGAAUGGAUCACCAAAACCAGUUCAAACUUCAAAAAAGAAUUUGACAAUAAUAUUCUUAGUUUAACUAGCUCAGAUUUAUUCACUAAAAACUUUUUCAUCAGUUUUUACCAAUCGAAUUUCAAACAGUUCUUCAUUCCGAUGGAUGGUGAUGAAUCUAUAUACACUAAAUUCAUUGGGAAGACUUUCAAUGACGCUCCAAUAAUAAAUUCAAAUAUUCAUCACUCAACUUUUGCACUGAUAAUGAAUAAUUUCAAGAUGUUUUCCAAGAUGCUAACGUUAAAUUUGACAAACUCCUUUUUCUCGUUGUUUGUAUAUAUGGUAGAUGCAGUUAAAUAUUUGAAAGUGCUGUUGAUUUUUGAUCUCGCAUACAGAAUAUUGGUGUUUUAUGCCGCUACCAGAAUCAUUCCAGCAUUGAAGCUGUCGAUCCAGAAUGGUUCUUUAUCAACCAGUUUUAUUCCUCAUGCAGAGCCCGAGGUUGAUUCUGAGGAAAUCAUUUCAGAUAAUGCUAUUCCAAACAAUAGCGAUAUCAAUAAUGAUGGAGAAGUAGAAGAUAUCCAAGAAUUGAAUGAGAAUUUGUAUACUGAUCCCCAACCAGAUGUGUUUUCCUUAUCCUCAUCAUCUACCACAACUACAACUGCCAUACCCAAUGCAAGCGUUCCAUUGCUUAGGCAGAAAUCACACAACAAAAUGAAUCACAAAAUACAAAACAAUCCCCACAGCAAACCUUUGGACAAAGUCCGUUUAAUAUACUCGUAUUCCCCUUGUGUGAUUAUAGCCGUUUACACAAACUUGAUGUUGCUUCAACGGAAUGAGAUCGACCAAAACUUGAUAAUAUGGGGUUGGUGGAUGGCCAGUAGUGAGGACUGGGUCUUGGUCAACCAAUUACAAUUCUGGAAUUGGUUAAAUAUGCUAAUAUUGCUUGGGUUGUACACAUUGGAACUAUUUACGGAGACCGAAGAUUGA